GUCAAUUAAUGUUUUAUGUCACACUGCCUACCAAUCCACUAAUUUAAAUUAUUAAUUGCUCUCAACUCUGGCAAGUCGCCCAACCAAUUAUAUAUACCCACGUGUAUAUUGAUAAUCGGAAGUUCACCGGCUUCUUGUAUAUAUAUUAUGACUGUAUAUGCGUAUCUUCAAUCAACGAACACACACACAAAAGCUGUCGUAUCGUGUGGUUUUGUUUUGUCCGAAAAUGGCGUUGAGAAUUGCCAUCCGCCGGUCAUUAGCCCUAAGUCGGUCCUCCGCUCUCUCUCUCCACCACCAUCGCCACUGCCACGCCGCAGCAUCUCCGCUCCGGCGACCGGAAUACGUAGCGAACCGUAUCUCCGACCAGAAUUACGUCCGAAUAUUCGACACGACCCUCCGUGACGGCGAACAGUCUCCCGGCGCCGCCCUCACGUCCACGCAGAAGCUGGCCAUUGCUCGGCAGCUCGCCAAGCUCGGCGUCGACGUCAUCGACGCCGGUUUCCCGGCCGCCUCUGCCGACGACUUCGAGGCGGUCAAAACCAUCGCCAAGACCGUCGGAAACGAGUGGGACAAGAAGACGGACUAUGUACCAGUGAUAUGCGGUCUCGCACGGUGCAACAUGAAGGACGUAACGGAUGCAUGGGAGGCGGUUAAACACGCGAGAAGACCGAGAAUUCACGUUUUCAUUUCGACAAGCGAUCUUCAUAUAAAGCAUAAGCUGAGGACCACACGCGAAAAGGUCGUCGAAAUGGCUUCAAAUACGGUUACUUUCGCCAGGAAUUUGGGUUGUGACGACGUCCAAUUCAGCCCUGAGGAUGCUUGCAGGUCGGAGAAGGAGUUUUUGUACAGCAUUUUAGGAGAAGUGAUAGCUGCGGGUGCGACGACAUUGAACAUUGCAGAUACAGUUGGAUUUAGCAUCCCUAACGAAUUCGGACAACUUAUCUCCGACAUUAAAGCGAACACUCGAGGGAUUAAUGAUGUAAUAAUCUCUGUGCACUGCCACGAUGAUCUUGGUCUUUCUACUGCCAAUACACUUGCCGUAAGUGCAUGCGCAGGAGCAAGACAAAUCGAAGUCACGGUCAACGGCAUCGGUGAGAGAGGUGGAAACGCAUCGCUCGAAGAGGUCGUGAUGGCUAUGAAAUGCCGAGGGCCACAUGUUCUAGGUGGCCUAUAUUCUGGAAUUAACACGAGGCAAAUUAUCCCAUCUAGCAAGCUGCUUGAAGAGUGCACAGGUUUGCAUGUGCAGCCAAACAAGGCCAUAGUAGGAGCCAAUGCUUUUGUUCACGAGAGCGGCAUCCAUCAGUUGGAUGGAGUACUGAAGCACAAGAAUACCUACGAGAUCAUAGCACCGGAAGAUGUCGGGCUCCUACGAGCCAACAAUUCCGGCAUUGUUCUUGGAAAGCUUAGUGGCCGGCAUGCAUUGCAAAGUCGACUAAAAGAGCUCGGAUACGAACUCGACAAUGAAAAGCUGAACGUUGUGUUUUGGCGUUUCAAGGCUAUAGCCGACCAAAAAAAGAGAGUUAGCGAUGCCGACAUCAUAGCAUUGGUUUCCGAUGGCGAAACUACUCGAUAUGAAGUUACAUGGAAGCUUCUAGACGUUCAGGUGGUGUGUGGAACAGCUGGGCAGUCAAUGGCCACGGUCAAACUGGUUGACCCAAAAGGAGAAGAACACAAGGCUUGCUCGGUCGGGAAUGGACCUGUUGAUUCAGCCUACAAGGCCGUCGAUCUCAUCGUCAAAGAACCGGUAAGAUUACUCGAAUACUCUACGAACGACGUAUUGGGAGGCGUGGAUUCCACAACAAAGACAACGACUCGAGUUUCCAUUCAGACAAAUCCUGAUUUCGUAUCGGAAGAUCAGACAUUUAGUGGCGUAGGAGAGGGAAUGGAUUUUAUUGUUUCAAGCGUCGAAGCAUACAUCGGGGCAUUGAACAACAUGUUGGGGAAUAAGGAUGAAUCCUCACAGACAUCUAAUCCGUAGAGACAAACAGUCUUGUAAUAAAAUGCAUGUCUCUUCAAUCAUAUAUAUAUACACUACAAAAAAACUGUUAUUUUGCAACGAAAAAUUUUCGUUGCAAAGUAAUUUCGUUGC
Tarenaya hassleriana is the source of this 2089-nucleotide messenger RNA. RefSeq names its product 2-isopropylmalate synthase 2, chloroplastic-like. Gene Ontology annotation, molecular function: 2-isopropylmalate synthase activity. The transcript has 13 exons. Gene Ontology annotation, cellular component: chloroplast. Gene Ontology annotation, biological process: L-leucine biosynthetic process. Bases 158 to 1978 code for a protein of 606 amino acids. Lineage: Eukaryota; Viridiplantae; Streptophyta; Magnoliopsida; Brassicales; Cleomaceae. The record is from RefSeq and is a predicted model, not a curated record.